Acinonyx jubatus (cheetah) is the source of this 4559-nucleotide messenger RNA. It is a transcript of the gene ASB5, whose product is annotated as ankyrin repeat and SOCS box containing 5. The transcript has 7 exons. Lineage: Eukaryota; Metazoa; Chordata; Mammalia; Carnivora; Felidae. Gene Ontology annotation, molecular function: protein binding. The record is from RefSeq and is a predicted model, not a curated record. The coding region runs from base 3692 to 4522 and encodes 276 amino acids. Gene Ontology annotation, biological process: intracellular signal transduction; protein ubiquitination; positive regulation of protein catabolic process.
CCAGGUUUUCCUCAAGGCUUCAAGUACACCUUUGCUCUCCCCAACUUCACAUUCGGCUCUUGUUACCACGGUCAGCCAGACGGCCUAUGGUAACUUCAAGCCCAGCACACCUGCAAAGACAGCAGCCUCACCGAGAUUCUUAACCUGCAACUACAGAGGCAGGUUAACGAACUGCUACAAAAAAUUCCUCAUUCUAGAACAUUCCGAGUGAUCAGAGUUUAAUGGAUACGUUACUCAAACUUGAAAAAGUCAGUAAAGGAAAGGCAAAUUAGAGGAAGUCAAUCUUACUCAUGAACAUAGCUGCAAACAUCUUAAAUAAAUAUCAGCAAACCAAAUCUAGCGUGAAGCAUCAGCUUUCUAAGAAAUUUUUAUGAUAAGGGUGCCUGUUUUAAAUAACAUCCUGGCCCAUAGAUUGAGCGGAAAGAUAACACCCUGUUACGAGAUACAACCUUGCUUUGGCAGAAGUACACAAUCAAACCUGCAAAAAUCACCCUGGGAUUAUUCUGAAGCAAACCCAGACAUAUCACUUAAUCAGUAGAGAUUGGACGAUGCCAGAAUGGAUGUAGAGAGAACAGUUAGUAUCUGUUACAGUACAGGAAUAUCCAGUAGUGUGGUCUAAGCCUUUGACCCAAGGAUGAUGGUAUUGGAGAUGAAUGAAUAUGGACAUAAUCAAAGGAAACUGGGGAAGAAAUUUGGCAUGGUGAAGUAAUGGAUCAGCUUAUGCAUGUGAAUGCCCUGGGCUAAUGGCAAUUAACUUUAUCAAGGGAUUUUCAGUGUAGACACUAAAGUGCAUUAUUGCACAUCUAGGAAUUGUCAUUCAUUUCUUUGUCCGUUAAACGGGCACUUACCUAGGGAAAAGAGGAAGUAAAAUUCAACUGAACAAAGCUGUACUCAGGGACUGUCCAAAUCAUCCAGCUUCGUCACCCCUGGUAAAACCUUCCAGAACCUAAGGACUGUUGAUAAGGAUAUUUGAGAGGCUUCUAUGUUUCCAGAAUAAUGCUGCUUGCAAUUACAGUAAAACCUUGGUUUGCGGGCAUAAUUCGUUCCAGAAACAUGCUUGUAAUUCAAAUAUCAAAUAUUCAAAUAUCAAAGUGAAUUUCAAGGACCAUUGGCUCAGCUGUGAUCAUGUGACAUUGGGCGUCACGUACUACUCGUAUUGCAAGACAUCGCUUGUUUAUCAAGUUAAAAUUUAUUAGAAAUGUUUGCUCAUCUUGUGGAACACGUGCAGAGCAAGUUACUUGCAAUCCAAGGUUUUACUGUACUUCAAAAUUUGUGGCUUCUUUCCUUCUCUUUUAAAAAUUUUCUCAUUUCUAAUAUUUUAAGUAUUUUCUCAUUUUUUUGUAAUUUUUAUGUGAAAAUGGCUGAUCAGUUAUAUAUCAACCAGCAUUUCUUUCUUUGUGACCAUUAGACUCACCUCUGACACAGGACAGACAUUUUUUGAGUCCGCAGCUGUUCUAGUCUGCAUUUUUUGUUGCUUAAUUUUUAUUAGCUGAUUUUCUUUGGUUGGUUGUUUUAUUUUGUUUUGCUUACAAAGUACCAAAGUUAUAUCCAUUAGACCAAGAACUGUUUUGUAUACACCAUAGACACUGAGCAACUAGUCAACCGUGAAUAUUUGUGGCGUUUACUAGUAAGUGAAUGCUGGAGCAUUGUGAGUUUUUAAUUUGCUUUUUAACUUUACUACUAAAUGGAAAGGCAAGAUUUGAUGAAAAAGGCAUGAAUGAUGCAUUUAUAUGUACAAUUCUACAUUAGCCAGGAUGAUACCAUAAAAACUAACAUUAUUUAAGGGCUAACUGUAUACCAGGCAUGGUUCUGAUUUAUAUAUUAAUUCAUUUAAUUCUUACAGAAAUCCUGUGAGGUAGGACUGUUAUCCCAUUUUCCAGAUGAGGAAAUUGAGGCACAAAGAAAUGAGGUAACUUUCUCAAGGUAACACGUUUAUCGUUUGCCCCCUCUGGGGUAUGGACCCAGAUUUGGUCAUUUGAGGGCAGUAUUGAGGCCCCUAACUACUACUCUGUGUUGGAAUGAAUAGCUCUAUUAGAAAGUGGAUCUCCUGAGAUCUGUUAAGCCAAGUGUAGAUACGUUGCUGAUGUAUGUGGAGAUGGGAAACAAUAGUUACAUCAGUGGGAGUUUUAAAUACUUUAGUUCUGUUUAUUAUGGCUGAAAAACAAAAUUAGAAGUGUAUAUACCUUCUUGCACAAAUAUGUUCAACAGAAGUCUGGAGAAAUGUUGAAUCCUGUUUUCAAAGACAGAAUUCAUGUCUUUGGCUAGAUUCUCUGUAUUUUUUUCCUUUCUCAAUGACAUCUUCUACUGUAAUGUCAUUUCUUCUUUAUUGGGAAUCACUACCGCUUACUAUUUAGUUAACUUCAGUGAAAACUGUAUGCAAAUCAGAUAUUUUGUGGACACUUCUUGAAGUUAAGGGGCAUCACUGCAACCUAGAGAUGGGAACUUCCAAGAUUGUCAUGACUCUAGGAGUCCCUGAUUCCUGGACAUACAGAGGUUUCUUAGACAGUGAGUGAGGUUCAUGUAAUUCUGAAAUGCUAUCUAGAGUUUAAGGUUCAAGCGGUUGGCGACUGUCUUUUCAUCUUUGUGUACCCAGGAUACAGCAUCUAGUAGACACCUAGGAGAUACUGAGCGAAUGAAUGAAUGAAUGAAUGAAUGACAUUUUAUCAACUUACUCCUUCAUUAUGCAACUAGAAAUUAAUAUACUUCAGUAGUUUGAGUUUAUGCUAGCCUUUCAUGGUUUAAAAUCUUAGGGAUUUUGAAUUUAAAUUGUUAUUUUACUUUUUUCUCUCCACAUAUAGGGAUUACUUGUGCCUUUAAGAAAAUCAUGUACAUCUUUUGGUACAGUGAAAAAUAUCCCAAAUCCAGGGACAUCUUUUAUUUUAGAAUGUUGAAAAUGAUAUUUUAAAUAUUUUGAGAAGAUUUUACCUCUCAGUACUAAUAAACAUUUGAGUAUGGUAGAAAUCACCCGUAAGUGACAGCUAACAGAGAAUUACUCUUCACUGUUAAGUUUCCUGGACGUUGGGGACAGGUACAUUUUCCUCAAUAGAAGCCCCUUCCAUUUUGUUUCAGGAUCUACAAUAAAAUGUUUUGCGCAAGGGUAUAAUUUAACCGGAUUUUAUAUUUACGCUUAUACUUAAAAAAAUCAUACCAAAACAAGUUGGUAAUAUUGAAAACACCUCCUUCCAUAAUAUUGAUUCUCAAAGUCUUGCACACCCAGGCUGAUAAAGUAUCCACUGUGGUUAGGCACUGUGUUAUACGUGUGGCUGUGUCACCGUCCUAACCGUAUAUUCUCUAAUUGCGAUUUUUCAGACCCCUGGGGCCUUACCUAACCACUCAGUUGCAACUAAGAGAGAAGCUGUCCUGGACCACAAGAUGUCACUCUAGGUCUCCCAGCAACCUUUAGAGGAGCAGCGAAUGACCCUUGGACAAAGGUUAACUGUUAGAUAACAAUCACUCUGCUUUUCCCCAGGACACUCAUGUCAGGUUUGCCCAGAGACCUCAACUGCCCUCACUCCCCAUCACUAGGCCAACAGAGUUAGGUACUCAUGUUUCAGUAAAACAGAAGAGAAAACAAAAUGGAGCGACAAGAGGGGGGCUCAGAGACGAUGUUUCUGAGACACAUGUACGUGUGGCCUGGCAAAGACACCCCUGGCAAAACAGCCUCCCAGAACUGAACGAUGCCCUGUUCCUGAUGAGACUUUGCAAGGGUGGAAAUUUGGCAGUAACAGGUUCCUGGGCAGACCGGUCACCACUACAUGAAGCAGCAAGUCAAGGUCGUCUUCUUGCUCUGCGAACACUGCUAUCCCAGGGUUACAACGUAAAUGCAGUUACCAUAGACCACAUCACCCCGCUGCACGAAGCCUGCCUUGGAGACCAUGUGGCAUGUGCCAGAACUCUGCUGGAGGCUGGAGCUAAUGUAAACGCAAUCACGAUAGAUGGCGUGACUCCAUUAUUCAAUGCGUGCUCACAAGGCAGUGCCAGCUGUACAGAACUUCUUCUGGAAUACGGUGCCAAACCCCAGCUGGAGUCCUGUCUUCCUUCUCCCACACAUGAGGCCGCCAGCAAAGGCCAUCACGAGUGCCUAGAGAUACUGAUAUCCUGGGGCAUAGACGUUGACCAAGACAUUCCUCAUCUGGGAACUCCUCUGUACGUAGCUUGUAUGUCACAGCAGUUCCGCUGCAUCCGGAAGCUUCUUUAUGCUGGUGCCGAUGUACAAAAAGGCAAAUACUGGGACACCCCACUGCAUGCAGCUGCCCAGCAGUCCAGUACGGAAGUUGUAAACUUACUGCUGGAAUUUGGAGCGGAUAUCAAUGCCAAAAAUACAGAGCUUCUUCGACCUGUAGAUGUAGCGACUUCCAGCAGUUUGGUGGAAAGAUUGUUACUUCAACAUGAAGCUACUCCAAGCAGCCUUUGCCAACUUUGCCGACUCUGUAUCAGAAACUACAUAGGGAGGCCGAGAUUGCACCUCAUCCCCCAGCUCCAGCUGCCAACGUUGUUGCAGAAUUUCUUACAGUACCGAUAAGGCAGGGAAGUAAUGCUAAAUACUUGCGAAAUCAAAA